AGUUUUCUUUGGAUUUUACUAAUUUUUUGCCAUCUCAUUCCUUACAGGAAGAAGUCCUUCCUCUUCUCUGCGCUCUACGCUGCCUGCAUACUUGGUGGGCGGCAUGUAAUGAAACAAAGGGAGAAGUUUGAAUUGAGGAAACCUUUAGUACUAUGGUCUUUAACACUUGCAGCCUUCAGUAUAUUUGGUGCCAUCAGAACUGGAGGCUACAUGAUGAACAUCUUGAUGACCAAAGGCCUAAAGCAGUCAGUGUGUGAUCAGAGUUUCUACAACGGACCAGUCAGCAAGUUCUGGGCCUAUGCUUUUGUCCUCAGCAAGGCACCUGAACUAGGAGACACACUAUUCAUCGUGUUACGCAAGCAAAAGCUGAUUUUCCUGCACUGGUAUCAUCACAUCACAGUUUUGCUCUAUUCCUGGUACUCCUACAAGGACAUGGUGGCUGGCGGGGGCUGGUUCAUGACCAUGAACUAUCUGGUGCACGCCGUCAUGUAUUCUUACUACGCUCUUCGGGCCUCCGGCUUCAAAAUCUCUCGCAAGUUUGCCAUGUUCAUCACCUUGACGCAGAUCACCCAGAUGGUGAUGGGCUGCGUGGUCAACUACCUGGUGUACUCGUGGAUGCAGCAAGGCCAAGAGUGCCCGUCCCACGUGCAGAACAUUGUGUGGUCUUCCCUCAUGUACCUCAGCUACUUUGUGCUCUUCUGCCAGUUCUUCUUCGAAGCCUACAUCACCAAGACCAAAUCCAAAGCAGCCAAGAAAAGCCAAUAAGACAAGAAAAUUAUUUUUAAAAAUCAAAUAAGGAGGGGUGGGAAAAAAAAAAUGGACCAAUGAUUGGUAGUGGAUGGAUGAGUCUUUACAGUUACAGCUUAUGAACUUGCAGAAGAAGCAAAGACCAUGAGGGGCUACUAUCAAAGCUUGUGCAUACUGUACUAUUAACGUAUAGAGAUAAACCUCCCCACCACUAGGGAAGGUCUUCUGAGCUGAACUGAGAAAUCAUUAUGAUUAUAUCAGUUGAACAAAAAAAAAUGUGUCUUUAUGUAAUGUUUACGUGCCCAAUACAAUUCUCUGUAUUUAAAAGAAAAGAAAUGUAUAGAUUAAAAAAGGGAUGCAAAAUAAAUUAAAACAGAAUUAAGGAGAAGUCGAAAUGGACUGGGAAAUUAUAUGGAUAGAAUAUUUGUGUGGUUAUGUCUAAACAUUAAAUGUUACUGUUGCAUUUUUAUUUUUAUUGAUAGCUUGUGUACGGCAGUUUUGUACGAAAGCCAUGUUAAUGGAAAACUGGUAAAUGUUGAGCUAAAAAUGCCACAGUGUGUUCUAUGUCGCAGCACCAAAAUUCUCUCAGGUCUUAAGAGUUUUCCAUUAGAUGUUCAUAUCAUUUUAGAAA
Messenger RNA from Sinocyclocheilus grahami, 1378 nucleotides. Its product is annotated as elongation of very long chain fatty acids protein 6. NCBI's taxonomy places the organism in Eukaryota, Metazoa, Chordata, Actinopteri, Cypriniformes, Cyprinidae. The record is from RefSeq and is a predicted model, not a curated record. Gene Ontology annotation, biological process: fatty acid elongation, polyunsaturated fatty acid; sphingolipid biosynthetic process; very long-chain fatty acid biosynthetic process. The annotation marks the transcript as partial. The transcript is spliced from 3 exons. Gene Ontology annotation, molecular function: fatty acid elongase activity. Gene Ontology annotation, cellular component: endoplasmic reticulum membrane.